AUUUCUUCUGAUUGUACCCUUCUGUUCCCAUACUAUUACUAUUAUUAUUACACUACCUUACACCAAUCUCUUCGUUAUUGUUUUUUUAGUAUUUUUCUUUACGUUCCCCACUUUUUUUCUUUUUCUUAAAUUCUCAUUGUUUUGUGUGGCGCAUAUAUAUUUGGCGCAUUCCUGUACCAAUAUAUAUGUGUUCAAAAUAAAUAAAUAAUAAAUAGCGACACUUCCAGCUUCGGACAGAAAAACACCGAGCACGAGAUAAUAGAUUUUUAAAAGUUUAAUAUACUUAGUAACAUAAAGUGCAUUUUAUGAUGAACGAUGUGGUGUAACUAAUAAAUCCAGUGCUAGUACUUUUGGUCACAAGUGUGCGAAAUGUCUCGAAGAUAUAUUUAGGAAAUGUAUUUGGCUAUUUUAUUUUUUCCAUCUUGUUAGUGUGAUGACUUGCUACGGUUCCUGUCGGGGUAUUUAAAAACGGAGUGGCUUGUCAGUUUUCUGUGAUAAUGUUAUAGCAUUACUACAAUUUCAUUCAAAUAACUCCUCUACGGUCUUGUAAAGGAAUUAGUUUGUGCCUAGAAAACCAAAGCCGUUUUGUUUAUUUUCACUUGUAAGCAAGUGCGGAUGACCACGAUCAACAUUGUUACAAUUCUGCACUCCUGUAUUCUUGAUUUGGUUAUCUUUGAAAUUCUUCAUUCCUCGUUUUUUUCUCUCCUCAAACGUCACUUGUGUCAGUUGCUGAUCUGCUUAAUCUGAGUAGAUUCUACUUCCUAUUAAGAGAAUCGUUUGGUCUUUCGCAAAUUCGAAAUAAUCAAGUAAUUCCCAAAUCAUGACAACAAGUUUUAACACACAAAGACUGAGUCUUGUCACAAGCUAUUAGACUUUUCUUUAAGGCUGAAGAAUUCUCACUCAGUCACCAAUGAUUAUAAUAUUCAAUAGAAAAUUGUAAUCGAACACAGUAUUUGAAUACUUCAACAAACUUUAACAUCAAGUCAAAACGUACGCUUAGCUACCUUUAACACGAAACCAACAGUGGCAAAAGUAAAACUUUUUACCAUUCAUCUUUGUUGAAUAUAGUUAUUUUGUGGGUUAGUAGUCUUCAUAAACCACGUAUGACUUAUAAAGAUCGCAUUCGGAAUGUAAUUACGUCUUACGGCAUUUGACAACAAUGAAUGAAGUUAUGAUGAUCAAUUGCCACAUUAAGAUACAAGUCAUUUACAUGAUGUUUUACAUCUGACAUGCAUUUUGAGACAGAUCCAGAACAAAUAAUAAUAUUCCUAUGUUUGCAUAACUCCUUUAUCAAUCUACGUUACUUUAUGAACAGAUUUAGGGUUGGCAUAAUAAUGUCUAUUUUCAAGUUUUGAUAAAGCGAAAUUCAUUUCGCCACAUUAUUUUAUUGUAUUCAGUUUACUGUUUAAUUAUUUGUUGGUUGCUCCUGUCAUAAAACUAUCUUCAAUAUUGAGAUAAGAUGCAGUUUCGAUUUUGUUUCUUCAUUUCCGUAUUACUUGUCGUCUACUUCAACGGGUAAUGUUAUCAGGUGAAGGAAUAAGUUUAGAAGAAUCUAUGGGGCAAGCAAAAUGUGCCACCAGUCUACGAAGUUAUUGAUCCCGGAGCUGAGUCAUGUUGGUAUGUACAGACAAUGUGGUUGAGGUUCGCACAAUAACCUUAGUCAGUAGUUGGAGAGGUUGGUUAACCUGACUCAAAAUCAACCACAAUGACGUACAUGGAUCUAUUUCAUGUUUCUCUAAAUCUUGACUUUCAACAUUCCUUGUCUUUCCGAACUAUAUUCCCUUUAUUUAGUCUUUCCUAUUAUCACCACUACUAUAUUAUAUUCAAUUCAUUUACUACUUAUAUUGUUAUCUAUAUAUGAUCUUUCUAAUGUGUUUAUUCAUUUUAAUGCAUGAACAUUGGUACUAUCAAGUACCAAAUAUAUAUGCGCCACACUUCGUCAUUCGAUUUGUGUGAGGGCUAGGAUACUGCCCAUACGCCCAGAUCGAAACAGGUGGUUUUCUUAGGGGACCAAUUUCCGAGCCUUCGACCUAAAAGUCUGAUCCAUAAGGCAGUGGAGCAACAUCAGGAGAUGCAGUCCCAUGGUUCCUUGUGACCAACAAUUGGUUCAUACGUCAUUCGUUUCAUCAGGAUCCUAGAGCCCAUGUGCACCAUUAGUUUGGAAUAAGGGUUUUUCAACUUCCCCAGAUGGACCCUCCGUGUCCACCAACCCGGUUAAGGCGCCGGACAUCCGCUUAUCGUCCUCCCAAUUUCGUGAACAACAGUAAUGCUGCGAGAAGACAGUGAGUAGGACUUUCUUGUCAAUGGUUGUAUACGCGUGGCCAUGUGAGGGCUAUUCGUGGAGAGCGAUAUCUCCCCACGAGGAUAUUUGAGGGCUUUGUUAAUGUAGUUUGGCGACUUGAAUUGAUGCGCAUUUGUUCCAUGUUCUAUGUUGAUUAUAAUGGACUAACUGACUACCUGUCAAAGUAAUCUUUUGUACAGAGCUACAUUUCGGUAGGGACUUCUUUAUCACUUAACAUUGGACGAAUCUACCUUUAGAAUGCAUCAUCCCCAUUACUUUGGAUAAUCUUGUCUUAAAAGUCAAACUCAUAAUCAUUUUAAUGCUUCUUAAUGAACUUGACAUUUUCAUAUUUAGUGUUGAAAUGUCCCAGCCGAAGUUUUGUGUCCAAUAAGAAAACGUGUUCUUUUCUAAUUUCACGUUUAAUAUCUACCUUCAUAUUAAAACUGUAAAUACACAUAAGUGUUAAUUGCAUGUUACUGACACUUCUGAAUUACUUUUUGUGUUUGAAAAAAUAAACAUCAAAAAGAAGAUUCUCUUCACAGGAUUGUUGUUAUGUAGGUUUAUAACAAAAGAGUUAAAUGAGCUAAUUUUUCAACAUCUUCAAAUAAAUGUGUUUGUAAAUAUAAAGUGCUUGAAACAUGUGCUAUGCAUGUUCAAUCAUUUUUCUUCAGUAGGUGGUAGCUGGAUUUAAAGGUAAGUUUGGAAAUGUUUUCUAAGGGGUGAAGGUAAAACAAGGCAUUUAAAAAACCAAUAGUAUUUGUCAAAUUAUUAUUAAUAGCAUAACUAGAUUCAGGUUAGAAUCCAUCGUCUCAUACUGUCGCUUUUGCCAAUGGUACUUCAGAUAAGCUCUGUGUGGGGAGUUUGUUUAUGCUACAGAAGCCCUGUACUCACGGAAUUACAUCCCUCGAUCAUUUUUGUCAUAUUUCUUUUACCAAUUUGAUGAUUUUUUUACCGCGAAAUUUAGUACCUGAACACAUUCUUCCCGACCAUGGGCCGCAAAUAUCCUUCGGAAACGCCUCGUAGUGCCAUGCGUGGCCAGUGUAAUGGAUCUAGUGUCUUGGUACAACGCACACAUAAAUCACCUUCCUUAGAGUGCAGUGCAGAUUGGUUUAAACAAGAAAUCAAAUGUCAAAUGGAACGAGGUGGUUUAUUUGAGGAUCCAUUUAUGCCUGCUACCGACUCAACUAUCAAAUCAGGAUCUGGAUCGAGUAAACAAAGUUACAGAUGGCUAAGACCUGUUGUAAGUCAUCUUUAUGUUGAUUUUAUUAUUCAUUAACUGUAUGUUUUCUAUUAUUAACUCUUGUCCUUCAUAUAUUACGAAGUAACCUGAUCGAUGUUAGUAUUUUUAAUAAACUUAUAGUGAAUAUCGAUUAGACGGCUAAUGAGACAGAACGAACAAAGUGUUAUCUCCAUAAAUUCCAAUUCUGUGGUUCGUGAAUAUGUGUUCGGACGUAACAAUGUUAAUUCUAUUGGUGUUGUCACCUUGAAACACGAACUUCAGUCCCUUGAACUUUUGCUACGAAUGUCAUUCCAGCGACUUUCAUAUCGUUCACACACUACUGUUGCUGGGAUGUGGUGGAAAAAGUAGAGAGGUGGUCUGUUAAUGACAUGAUACUGUGGUAUAAAAGAAAGUUGUAUAGGACUGGUUUCUGUCGGUCCAUCACGACUCCCUGGUUGGGAUUUUACUUUGUUGCUUGAGAUGUUACCAGACAUACAUCAGGACAAGAAACAAUGAAAAUCCUGCUGUAGUCUUCUUAUUACUUACUGUACUUAAGCCUUUUACCCGUCUGGACGCACAGGCCACUGACCAGAUAUCUCCAAGAACAACUGUCUUGGUCGCUCCCGUUCCCAGUUCGCGCUUAUCAUAAAUUUCUUUUCGUAAAAAGUUGGAAAGAACUCACUUAACUAAGAAGUUUGUGGUCGUAGUUUUAACGGAACUGUCAAUCCCACCUUAUGUUACUUUCGUUCAUUUAGAACUGCCGCACAAAAUUUUAUAAAUUGGACAAUUAGUGCACAGUAUUUCUAAAAUUCAUAUUAAUAGAAAGAGAUUUCAUAAAGCAUUAUGUAACUUUAUAGUGUGUAUCUGAGUUACAUGUGCUUAAACGUUGACUGAAACAUUUCUAUUUAGCUUGUAUACUCCAAUAAGGUUCAUUCAAAACUACAGUGGGAUCCAGAAUGCGAGUUUUGUCUUAUUUGAGACUCGUCAGCUAGAUAGACCUGCAUUCCAGAGUUGAUGUUCAUUCUGAGAUUCGAACCCAGUACCAUUCGCUUCAAAAGCCAUCGAGUUAUCCACUUAGCUACUGAUUCGCGAUAGCCAUUUUCUUUUUCAAUGGGGUGAAGUUUAAAUUCAUUUUGUAUUGUUUAUUUGAGUCUUGCCAUUGAUGUUCAGGACUCCCAAUGAAAGAGUGAUCAUUUACAGUUGUGAAUAGUUUCACUGAUUUCACACACUAAAUAUCGUUCAGAAAUCAAAGAAAAAAUCUAAUUUUCAUUUAUUCUAGUUAUUUUUAUGGGUUCUUUUAGUAUUCUUAAGUUGUUUCUUUUUAAUAUCAAAAUCAUGGGUAAGAAAACUUCUUUUGCGUAUUAAUAAUGCAUGUGUCUUUUUUUUAAAACAAAAAAAUUAUUGUUCAUAUGUGUUACAUGUGCAUGAAUCAUGCAAUAGAUGAACCUUGAUUAUUCACUAUUCAGGAACUUAGCAGGUGCCCACGUUUUGUUGCAGAUGGAGUUAGUCGCUUCGAUAUUAAACAAGGUGAACUUGGUAAGUUUACAUUAUUAUAAAUAUGGUCGAUUUUUUUAUAAAUCAAUACCUUAUUAAUAUAUGCUUCUGAAUAAUUUCUAAAGAAAUAUUACUAGAUCCUGCCAAUAUAGAAACAUUAAAAUUGACAAUCAAAUGGUUACCAAUCAAUUUUCGGUGAUAAGAUUAAAUACUGUGGUACUGUGGGUUAAUCAGAUUCUGGCCAAGAUGAACCUUCCUUUUCCAGGAAACAUGGCACACCAUUGGUUUAACAUGUGGCUUAAACGAAAAAAAAAGUGAUUUUAGAAACCUAAUUACUUACUUACGCCUGUUACUCCUCGUGGAGGAGCAUAGACCGCUCACCAACAUUCUCCAUCCAACCCUGUCCUGGGCAAUCCUUUCCAGCUCCUUCCAGGUGUAAUUCAUCUUUUUCAUAUCUGCUUCUAUUUCCCGACGUAAUGUGUUCUUCGGCCUCCCUCUUUUCCGCUUCCCUUCAGGAUUCCAAGUUAGGGUUUUCCUCGUGAUGCAGUUUGACGAUUUGCGUAAUGUAUGUUCUAUCCAUUUCCAUCGUCUUUUCCUAGUUUCUUCUUCAGCUGAAAGCUGGUUUGUUCUCUCCCAGAGAAGGCUGUUGCUGAUGGCAUCCGGCCAAUGGAUAUUGAUUAUCCUGCGUAGACAACUAUUUAUAAAUACUUGUACAUGUUUGAUGAUGGUUGUAUUAGUUCUCCAAGUUUCAGCUCCGUACAGUAGAACUGCCUUGACGUUCGUACUGAAGAUUCUGACUUUGAUAUUGGUUGAACGUUGUUUUGAGUUCCAUAUGUUCUUCAAUUGUAGGAAUGCGGCCCUUGCUUCAGACCCGGCCUAUUCAGGAGUUCCUCGAAGUAUUCUACCCAUCUGUUCCGCUGCUGUUGAAUUUCAGUGAUUGGCUUGCCUUCUUUGUCCUUGACCGGUCUCUCCGGUUUACUGUAUUUUCCUGCUAGUUUCUUCGUUGUAUCGUCAAGCUAUUUCAUAUUUCCUCUUGCAGCUUUUUCCGCUGUCGUUGCUAGUUCUUCCACGUACUUCUUCACUUGCUUGUUUGCUUCUAUGUAUUCAGCAUGUGCUCGGACUUUCUCUGCUCGUGUUCGGCUGUUGUUAAUUGCUGUCUUCUUGUUCUUCCUUUCUUUGAUCUUGUCCAGUGUUUCUAUAGAGAUCCAUUCCUUAUGAUGGUGCUUCUUGUGACCCAGAACCUCUUGACACGUUGAAGUUAAUGCUUCUUUGAUACUUUUUCAGUUGUCCUCCAUAGUAGUUUCUUCUUCCUUCAGUAGAUCCUGUAAGGCUUGGAACCUGUUGUUGAGAGCUAUCUUGAAUUCGUUGAGUUUGUCAGUAUCUCGAAGGAAGGCUAUAUUGAACCUUUGUAGUGCUGUUUGUCCAGUUGUCCAGUUUUUCUUUAGCUUCAGUUUUAAAUUGGCCACAACUAGGUGGUGAUGUGAAUCUAUGUCAACUCCUCUCCUGGUUCUCACAUCUUCCAUUGUCCUUCGGAAUUUUUGUUGAUGCAGAUAUGAUCUAUCUGGUUCUCUGUAGUGUGGUCCGGUGAGAUCCAUGUAGCUUUGUGUAUACGUUUGUGUGGAAAUAUUGUGCCUCCUAUGACCAAUUUAUUGAAUGCACACAGAUUUGCAAAUCUUUUUCCAUUUUCGUUUCUCUCACUCAUUCCAUGUCGUCCCAUGAUAUCUUCAUAUCUCUCAUCAGAUUGGUGAGGUCGUUUCUUGGGCACUUCUCUAUGAUUGACUGCAGCCGCUCGUAGAACUGAUCUUUAAUGUCGUCGUUGCUAUCAUUGGUGGGUGCAUAACAUUGGAUAAUAUUCAUUGUGAUCCCCUCCUUUGUUUUGAAUGAUGUUUUGAUGAUUCUGAAUCCAUGAGAUUCCCAUCCUACAAGUGCAUUUCGUGCUACUUUGGACAGGAUUAGAGCAACUCCCUGAAUGUGUGGAGCAUUUUACUCUUCGUGACCGGAGUAUUGUAGCAUCUCUCCCGUAUUUAACUUUUGUUGUCCAGCUUGGGUCAAAUGGGUUUCUUUGAUUCCCAGUACUGCCAAGUUGUAUCUCCUCAUUUCCGUUGCUAUUUGACUGGUCUUCCCGGUCUCCCACAUUGUUCGGACGUUCCAUGUAUCUAUAAAAAUUGUUGCUCUGGUUGUUAGAAGGGGCAUCGGCCUCAAGGCUUCCGAAGGAACUCGGCUUUCAGCAUGAAGCGUAAUAAUUCUUCUAAAUGAAGACCUUCUAACUUUCAGGGCAGAGUUUAAAUAGUUUGAAGUAUUAUUUCUGGCAAGCGUCUUUUUGACGAGUUAGUUUUCUACGGGGCGGGAUCGCUAACCCCAUGCCCAGAUUGGUGAAAUUCCGAUUGUUUUACACCCACUAAAAUUAACAUUGUAGAAGUGGUUCAGUAGACAAAUUGGUAACUUCUUAGUUGGUUAAAGAACGCAAAAUAUCACCUCACUAUUAUGAAUAAGACAAUAGUUUUGAAAACCCUAAACAAAUUGAGUUAAAUAGUUCCAAUAUUACCCUGGAGAAGCUCUAACCAAUGUUUUCUUAUGUCGUUAACAUUCCUGUUGUACGAAACUGUUCAAUCAAACUUCGACUGUAUUCAAUGUUCUUCUUAAAGAAAACUGUUGUGUUGUUACUUCAUCAUUAAACCAUCACCCCUAAAUUUCUCUGAAAAAAUUAGUUUUAUUUAAUUGCCAGUCGUUUAACCUUAAUUUUGUUUCAGUCAUAUCUUUUACCGGUUAGUUUGGUAAUUACUCAAUUGUAUCCGAUAGUUUAUGGCGAAAACAAUCAAACCAGGAGAUUCACCGUUAUCUACUGGUUCGUUCAGAUUCAAAUGACAGAGCAUUAAUAUUAGUGCGAUCAUCAGUAAUAAUAGUAGUGUUCAUCAUGUGAUAUCAUUGUGUAUUAUUGUUUUGUUUUUGUAGGAAACUGUUGGGUUAUAGCUGCCUUGGCCUCAUUAUCAAUGUAUCCAGAAUUAUUUAAUCAAGUUGUACCACCUGAUCAAUCAUUUGAAAAAUCAUCAAAAUAUCCAUAUGUUGGAAUGUUUUGGUUUCGAUUCUGGCAAUUCGGUGAUUGGUACGAUGUUGUUGUAGAUGAUCGUUUACCAACUCGUAAUGGACAUUUAGUAUUUAUGCAUUCCGCAGAUCCUAAUGAAUUUUGGUCAGCUUUAUUAGAGAAAGCCUAUGCUAAGUCAGUCAUUAUAAUAAUGACAUUACUAUUAUAUUGAUUGUUCUUUAUAAUGAUUAGUCCGGAAAGGUUUUUGCAGAUUUCAUUUUUUAAGUUUUAUUUGAAUGGUACUCAGUGGAAACAUGUAGAUAAAGGCUAUCAAAAGAUAGUAGUGUAUGUCCUCCUACUUUUCUGAGUCCUUCACAAUUCAGUUCAAUCGAUUAACUUACAAGUGACUAUCUACUUGAGCUCAGUACAAAAAGCACAUGUAUGAAAUUGAUGUUAUAUUUAUACCUAUAAAACUAUGAAGUUUUAAGAUGCCAUAUAACUGGAAGCUGAAUCGAUUUGGCACUUCACACUAAAUAAAUAAGUUCAAGUAGGAUGAUCACGUUUUAGGUUUCGUAUACAUGUUUCAUAGACUGCAUAAACCCACUCAUUCCACUGGGUUCUGAAAUCUUGAUAAAUGACAUUUGUAUCCCAUUUAAAUAUGUGGUUCGAAUAGUAUGUACUCCCUCGUAUAGUUAGAUUUGUAGACCAGACAUAGGACUUUAUAGGCUCGGAUCGUCAGCACUAUUUGCAAAUGUGAUGUGAAAAAUAGAAGUUACUAACAGGAACGGAGAUAACAAAAAGGGUAACAAAUCGGUUUGUAAGGUAGUGAAUUUCUAUCGAUUUAGGUGGUUAGAACAUGCAUUGUCUGCCUAACCACCGCUUACCUCAGUGAACAAUGCUCGCCAGUUCACAAGUAGGUUGGAAGAAAGCUGGGGACAGCCGAAUCAAAAUUUGACAUCAUCCCGUAAAGUCAUUUACUCUUGGUCUGAGCCGUGUAGAUAGACUUAAACUACCUGGUUAAGGUCUGCUUGAUAACCAUUGUCAAUGAUUAGGUGAUAUAGGUAAUAAUCGUACUCAAUGGCGCAGAUACACUAACUCUUUAUCUUCCCCUCAAUCUGAACUUCCAGUUUCCUUUCAUCCAUACCUUUCCAUAUUCCCAAUGAUUAGUCUGUCUUCUCACUAAUGCGGCUUUUUUAUUUCCAUUGCUUGUUGUUUUCAUCUUGCCGUAUUAAUGUGGUAUGGCAACUUGGGUGAAACAUUUGUGCCAGGCUCUAUGUUGAUAUUAUCUAUCUGACGAGGAAGAGAUUCAAAUAAGAAAACUCCAUUUAAUCUGUUACUAACUACCUUUUUCGAUUGGCAAACUGUUUACGGAUGAGUCCUCCAAUUCUACUGACUAUGAUUUGGUAGAUUUUACAUUAAUAAAGGAUUCACAUGAUUUUAUACUUAUUCCUUAACUUUCUGAUAUGAUACUGAGCUUUCGUUGCUUUUUAUCCUGUUAAGACUUGUGUCGUCUUAUGAUGCGCUUCGUGGUGGGUGUACAGCAGAAGCAAUGGAAGAUUUCACUGGUGGUCUUACAGAACUUCUUGAUUUAGGUGCGAAAGCUCCUACUAAUAUAUUCGGCAUUAUGGAACAUGCAUUGAAUCGUGCCUCUUUAAUGGCUUGUAGUAUUGAUGCUGAUCCACAUGAGAUUGAAGCGAAUGGUCCGUUAGGAUUAAUUCUUGGUCAUGCCUAUUCUGUAACCGAUAUACGACAGGUUCAUACUAAUUAUCAAUCUCAAAGUAUUCGUCUAAUCCGUCUACGUAAUCCAUGGGGUAACGAUCGUGAAUGGUCAGGUCCUUGGAGUGAUCAAUCUAGAGAAUGGAGAAAUAUUCCACCUGAUGAACGAAAACGAAUCGGUCUCACUUUUGAUGAAGAUGGUGAAUUUUGGAUGUCUUUCGAUGAUUUUGUACGUUAUUUCUCACGUCUUGAGUUAUGUCACCUUGGACCAGAAUCCAUAGCUUACAGUCCAGGUCCUGUCAACCGUCGUUGUAAUAAACGUCAAUGGGAAAUGAUAUGUGAAGAAGGUGAAUGGUUGCGUAAUUCAACUGCUGGAGGUUGUUCAAAUUUUCCCAAUACAUUUUACAUGAAUCCACAAUUUCAUGUUGAGGUUGUUGCUCCAGACGAGUCAGAUACAGAUGGUAAUGGCACUCUUGUAGUUGGUUUGAUGCAGAAGGGAUUAAGAGAAAAACACAUUGAACCUCAUGUGAUUGGUUAUUCUGUAUUUCGGAUGCCUCCAUCUGCUCCAAACAAUCGACUGUUAGAUCGAAGGUUUUUUAUGACUAAUUCAUCUGUAGCUCGAUCACCGGUAUUUAUUAAUAUGCGUGAAGUUUGUGGUAGGCAUAAAUUAAAACCAGGCCAUUAUGUGAUUAUCCCGUGUACAUUUAAUCCAAAUGAAGAAGCUAAAUUUAUGCUGCGUAUAUUCUCUGAACAAGCAUGUGGUUCAAAUGAGUUAGACGACGAUACUCGGAUCACUUUUAUGGAUGGACCUGAUCACCCAAUUAGAACAGCUGAUGAUAAUUUAAUAGAGAAAUUGCAAGUUGUCUUCAAUAAAAUAGCUGGUCCAACUGGAGCAAUCACAUAUACUCAGUUACAAGAUAUAUUAAAUGAAGCAUUUACAAAAGAUUUUCCAUUCGAUGGAUUUAGUCGAGAAACUGCUAGAAGUAUGAUGGCCUUAAUGGAUGCUGAUUUAAGCGGUGGUUUGGGCUUUGAUGAAUUCAAAAAGCUAUGGAUGGAACUACGCAUUUGGAAGACUAUUUUCAAAAAAUUCGAUGAAGGUCAUACUGGUAGCUUAGAAGCUUUCGAAUUAAGAAAUGUAAUGAGGACCAUCGGUUUUCAUGUCAGUAAUAUGAUUUUCAAGGCUAUUGCUUGUCGAUAUGCAAAUGAAAAAGGUCAAAUUUUAUUUGAUGAUUACAUUUUGUUAUUGAUCCGACUAUCCACUGUUUUCGAAACAUUCAAAGCACAAGAGCGCACUCGAGAUGGCCGAGCUGUCUUUGGAGCUGACGAUUUUAUUCGCUCAGUUAUAUAUAUUUAGAGACCCAAAUUAAACCGCCAUCAUAAUAAUAUUUGUGAAUACAGGCAUGUAUGAUACAUAUACACACAACAGAAGAAACCGGCUACUUAUAUGUGUAUACAACUCUUACAGAGAUGCCGACCGUGAUAAUUGGAUUAUUUUGCUAUUUGCUUUUUUUGUUUUGAUUUUGCAUGCUCAAAAGAAAACUUACAAUAUAUUUAUUUAUUUUA
Messenger RNA from Schistosoma haematobium, 11295 nucleotides. Its product is annotated as calpain 2, (m II) large subunit, variant 4. The record is from RefSeq and is a predicted model, not a curated record. The transcript has 13 exons. Gene Ontology annotation, molecular function: calcium-dependent cysteine-type endopeptidase activity; calcium ion binding. Gene Ontology annotation, cellular component: cytoplasm. Gene Ontology annotation, biological process: proteolysis. NCBI's taxonomy places the organism in Eukaryota, Metazoa, Platyhelminthes, Trematoda, Strigeidida, Schistosomatidae. The coding region runs from base 9566 to 11086 and encodes 506 amino acids.